GUCAUCGUAAACGAUUCAUCAAGAAUCAUUAACUUAUUUUUUAUUGAUCAAUUAAUAAAUUUACUUUCUUUUCUGUCAUUAUAAGUGAAUUGUAAAUUUAAAUCAAUAAAUAUAUAUGCUCCAUUCAUAAAAAACGAAGGUUAUUAUUUAUUUUGGAAUUUAUAACCUAUAAAUACUUUUGUUAAGUGAUUUUCAUAUUUAAGUACAAAAUGAUGAAUUCAUCAGAUCCACGUCGCCCUGAGAAAGAAAUUAGAUACAAACCUGCAAAUAGUCAAGCCCAGACUGCUGAUGACUUACCUCCAGACUACAUGAACAUUUUAGGAAUGAUUUUUAGUAUGUGUGGGCUAAUGAUGAGAUUAAAAUGGUGUGCAUGGGUUGCUUUAUAUUGUUCGUGUAUUAGUUUUGCUAAUUCUAGAGUCAGUGAUGAUACUAAACAAAUUUUAAGCAGUUUUAUGUUAUCUAUAUCAGCAUUAGUAAUGUCUUAUCUGCAAAAUCCACAACCGAUGACACCUCCAUGGGCUUCGGCAAUGCAGUAAUUUUAAUUGUGUUCAUUAUCUCUAAUUUUGUAAUUCGUUGAUCAAGUAAAAUUGAGAAUGAUUGAAAAGCAAUAAUUUUAAACAUUGAAUAGAGGCAGAAUAAAUUAUUUUAACGCUAACGAGUAUGAAACAUUUUUUAAU
Messenger RNA from Chelonus insularis, 677 nucleotides. Its product is annotated as protein Asterix. Gene Ontology annotation, molecular function: protein folding chaperone. Gene Ontology annotation, cellular component: endoplasmic reticulum membrane. NCBI's taxonomy places the organism in Eukaryota, Metazoa, Arthropoda, Insecta, Hymenoptera, Braconidae. The coding region runs from base 210 to 536 and encodes 108 amino acids. The transcript is spliced from 2 exons. The record is from RefSeq and is a predicted model, not a curated record. Gene Ontology annotation, biological process: protein insertion into ER membrane.